UUGUCAAAUGUUGUAUGUAUGUUACGGAAUUGAUAAAGCUAUUUUGUUGAAUAAAUAUUCUUGUGGUUAAUAUUAUGAAAAUAUUUUUCUAAAGUUUGUUCAAUAAGAAAAUGGCGCGUGAUAGGAGUCCAGAGCGCAGACGUUCGCGGUCCAGAGAACGUCGAGAUAAGGAUCGGCAUGAAGAUCGCGAGCGUGAGUCUCAUCGCGACAAAAGUAAGCGUAGAGAAAGGUCUCGAAGUCCUCGAAAGGAACGAGAAAGAUCAAGAAGUCCCUCUAGGAAAGAUAGAGAACGAUCGCGUAGUCCGGCCAGGAAAGAACAAGAAAGACCAAGAAGCCCAGCUAGAAAAGAGCGGGAACGCGGCCGCUCUCGCAGUCCUAAGAAGCGCGAGGGCAAAGAAAAAGACGCCGAAAACCGAAGGAAACAUGAUGAUAAAGAAAAACCUAAAACUAAAAAAGAAGAUGAUGUUAAACCUGACGAGGAAGAUAGUCAAGAUGCAAAAGAUGAUGAUAAACCUAUAAAGAAGGAACCCUUGUCUCUCGAGGAACUUCUUGCUAAGAAAAAGGCAGAGGAAGAAGCCCGCAGUAAACCAGUCUUCUUGACUAAAGAACAAAGAGCAGCUCUAGCUUUGGAAAGACGCCAGAAACAAGUUGAAGCUAUAAGAGCUAAUGUUGAUAGACCAUCUAUUACUACCAUAGACCUUACAGGGCCUACAAAGAGGGAAGAGGAGAAAAAACAUAGAGAGGAAUUAAGAGAAAAAGAAAGGGAAAGGAGGGAUGACAGGGAGAGAGAAAGAGAACGUAAAUAUGAAGAAAGAAAGUCUAUGAAUGACCGCAGACAAGAUGACAAGAAGGAGAAGAAUGAAGAAGUUUCUAAAACGAAGGAUAAAGAGCGAGAAGAGGAAGCCAUCAAGGCACGGUACCUCGGUAUAGUAAAGAAAAAACGUAGAGUCCGCAGAUUAAAUGAUCGUAAAUUUGUUUUUGAUUGGGAUGCAUCUGAAGAUACCUCUAAUGAUUACAAUGCCCUAUAUAAAGAAAGGCAUCAAGUACAAUUCUUUGGCCGCGGUCACAUUGCUGGAAUAGAUAUUAAGUCACAGAAAAAAGAUUACAGUAAAUUUUAUGGCAAUCUCUUAGAGAAACGUAGAACAGAAUUGGAAAAAGAACAAGAAAAAUUACGUCUUAAGAAAGUUAAGAAGAAGGAAGACAAACAGAAGUGGGAUGACCGGCACUGGUCUGAGAAAGACCAGGAUGAAAUGACUGAGAGGGACUGGCGUAUCUUUAGAGAAGAUUACAACAUAACCAUCAAAGGAGGCAAGAUUCCCAAUCCAAUCCGUAACUGGAAGGAAGCAGGCUUUCAUCCAGACAUUAUGGAAAUCAUCAGCAAAGUUGGUUACAAAAGUCCAACACCUAUUCAAAGGCAGGCUAUCCCAAUUGGUUUACAAAACAGAGAUAUUAUUGGUGUUGCUGAAACUGGUUCUGGUAAAACUUUGGCCUUCCUUAUACCUCUACUUACUUGGAUUCAAUCUCUACCCAAGAAUGAGCGUUUGGAAGAUGCUGACCAAGGUCCAUAUGCUAUAAUUUUAGCACCUACUCGUGAAUUGGCCCAACAAAUUGAAGAGGAGACAAACAAAUUUGGAAUUCCUCUAGGAAUCACAUCUGUCGUAGUUGUUGGUGGUCUUUCGAGAGAGGAACAAGGUUUUAAACUCAGAUUGGGGUGUGAAAUUGUUAUUGCGACACCUGGUCGUCUUAUCGAUGUCUUAGAGAAUAGGUACUUGGUACUUAAUCGUUGUACUUACGUGGUACUUGACGAAGCCGAUCGUAUGAUUGACAUGGGUUUCGAGCCUGAUGUACAGAAGAUUCUAGAAUACAUGCCAGUAUCAAAUAUCAAGCCAGACACAGACGCCGCUGAAGAUGCUUCUGUGCUGCUAGCGAACUACAACUCCAAAAAGAAGUUCAGACAAACUGUGAUGUUCACAGCUACUAUGCCUCCAGCUGUGGAGCGUCUAGCCAGGAGCUACUUACGUCGGCCCGCUAUUGUAUACAUUGGAUCCGUCGGUAAACCUGUAGACAGAACAGAACAAAUCGUCUACAUGAUCGGCGAGAAUGAGAAGCGUAGAAAGCUCACAGAAAUAUUACAAAGAGGAGUCGAACCUCCGAUCAUUAUCUUCGUCAAUCAAAAGAAAGGUGCCGACGUUCUGGCUAAAGGUUUGGAGAAGUUGGGCUUCAAUGCGUGUACAUUGCACGGUGGUAAAGGACAGGAGCAGCGAGACUUUGCUCUGGCCAGUCUUAAAAACGGUUCAAAAGACAUACUGGUCGCUACCGACGUUGCAGGUCGUGGUAUCGAUAUCAAGGACGUCAGUAUGGUCAUCAACUACGACAUGGCGAAGACGAUAGAAGAUUAUACACAUCGUAUCGGUCGUACCGGUCGUGCGGGUAAGACUGGUAAGGCUAUGUCUUUCGUCACUAAAGAAGACUCGGCGUUGUUCUAUGAUCUAAAGCAAGUGCUACUAACGAGCUCAGUGUCCACAUGCCCGCCGGAGCUCAUGAAUCACCCAGAAGCACAGCACAAGCCAGGAACUGUGGUCACUAAGAAGAGAAGGGAAGAAAUGAUAUUUGCAUAAGUAUAAAUGAGUAGAUUGGACAUUUAUAUAUGUAAGUUGAUACAUUGAAUAAAAACUUCAUAAAAAUA
Molecule: messenger RNA, 2686 nt
Organism: Trichoplusia ni (cabbage looper)
Lineage: Eukaryota; Metazoa; Arthropoda; Insecta; Lepidoptera; Noctuidae
Product: probable ATP-dependent RNA helicase DDX23
Exons: 1
Coding region: 111-2618 (835 amino acids)
Biological process (GO): mRNA splicing, via spliceosome
Cellular component (GO): catalytic step 2 spliceosome
Molecular function (GO): RNA helicase activity; RNA binding; ATP binding
Source: RefSeq, a predicted model, not a curated record